ACUUGUCAAGCAAGCAAAUGACAUGCCACUAGGUUCAGUUUCGAAACAGCUGUUGAUGCUGUUGGUGUGCUUUAUCCGACGAACUUAACCUUAAAAUUGUGUGCUGUCAGUCGUCUAUUUACGAUAGCAUCGAAAUUCCUGACAGAAAAUCAUUUAUUGAGCACCAACAUUCGUCAAGACAGGACAUGAACGCUGAGAGUACAAUUUUGAAAUGAUAUCACUUCGAGGGUUGGAGGUGUUGGCGAGGGCCGACAUCGACCGAGUUCCAAGUAAAGAAGAGCCUGGUGAAGAAAAGUACUUAACGCCCUAUUAGAAACGAUAGACAAUAUGGCUCUUAGAAUGAGGUCAUCGGUAACACGAAGACUGUCCGUGUUCGCUUUGGCCCUGUUGUGUACAACCGCCGUCGUUCUGCUGCUGUUUGGCGGAAACGGAACGUCGGGGGUCGGAAGUGGUGCUCCCGAAACUGCCGCCGUCGUCGUCCACGACAGGACUCUCGUCGAUUCAAACGGCAAGCCAUACGAAUAUAGCAGGUCGAUGCCAAUGAUAUUUAUUGGGGGCGUGCCUCGUUCUGGAACUACACUCAUGAGGGCCAUGUUGGAUGCUCAUCCAGAUAUAAGGUGUGGACAAGAAACUCGUGUAAUUCCGCGAGUAUUACAAAUGCGUUUUCAUUGGUUAAAAUCAGAAAAAGAAUCAGUAAGACUUGACCAAGCUGGAAUAUCAAAAUCAGUUCUCGAUUCAGCGAUAGCGGCGUUCGUCUUGGAAAUAAUCGCUCGUCACGGCGAACCAGCUCCGAGACUUUGCAACAAAGAUCCACUCACGAUUAAAAUGGGAACGUACAUCAUCGACUUGUUUCCGAACGCAAAAUUCGUAUUCAUGGUACGAGAUGGUCGAGCGACCGUUCAUUCGAUUAUUUCGCGAAAGGUCACCAUCACCGGUUUCGAUUUAUCAAGUUAUCGUCAGUGUAUGAAAAAAUGGAACGCUGCCGUUGAAUCGAUGAAUGAUCAGUGUAAAGAGUUAGGCCCCGAAAAAUGUUUAAGAGUACCUUAUGAACAACUUGUUUUGCAUCCGAGGAAAUGGAUGGAAAAGGUACUUGAAUUUCUUGAUAUUCCAUGGAAUGAUGCUGUUUUACAUCACCAAGAUUUUAUUAAUAAUGGAAUCGAAUUAAGCAAAGUUGAAAGAUCAUCAGAUCAAGUCAUAAAACCAGUAAACUUAGAAGCUUUAUCAAAAUGGGUUGGGAACUUCCCGGAAGAUGUCGUUCGAGACAUGCCAGAUUUAGCUCCAAUGCUUUCAGUUUUAGGAUACGAUCCAUACGCAAAUCCACCGGUUUAUGGAAAACCGGAUGCUGUUGUGGCCGAUAAUACAAAACACGUGCAAAAAGAAAAGGACGUUUGGGAGAAAAGGGCAAAAGAAAUGUUUGAUAUGAAAUGGGAGAGCCAAGGAGGUGCUGGUGACAGCAACGAUAAUAAUCAAGUGACGUGACGAUUUGAGACUUAAAUAAAUAAAAAACGGGCCAAAUUUCAAUGACUGUUGAAAGUUGCGUUUUAAAAGUCUAAUUUAAUUCGGUUUGACUGUUAAAGACGAAAAGGCAACUUAGUAGUAGAUAACGAGUGUGUCAUAUUUAAGUGGAGUUAAACUCCAAGAAAACCAACCCUGUUUCCCCUUUUCCUUGUCGUAAGAAAACAAUUUUUCAAGACGCGAAUCACGUUAAUUUAAGUUUUUAUUUGUAUAGUGAAAAUAAGGACGUGUGUUGAAUUUAAAUGAUCUUUUUUGUGUAUAUGAUGGUUGUUUUUAAUCGUGAUAUAAAUGUACCUAUCGUACCCAUUGGAAAUAAAUUUAAUUUUCGUUGUUA
Molecule: messenger RNA, 1849 nt
Organism: Onthophagus taurus
Lineage: Eukaryota; Metazoa; Arthropoda; Insecta; Coleoptera; Scarabaeidae
Gene: Tpst
Product: Tyrosylprotein sulfotransferase
Biological process (GO): peptidyl-tyrosine sulfation
Cellular component (GO): Golgi apparatus
Molecular function (GO): protein-tyrosine sulfotransferase activity
Source: RefSeq, a predicted model, not a curated record